This is a messenger RNA of Prionailurus viverrinus (fishing cat), 2028 nucleotides long. It is a transcript of the gene SLC5A11, whose product is annotated as solute carrier family 5 member 11. Gene Ontology annotation, biological process: transmembrane transport. Gene Ontology annotation, cellular component: plasma membrane. The coding region runs from base 1 to 2028 and encodes 675 amino acids. The transcript is spliced from 15 exons. Lineage: Eukaryota; Metazoa; Chordata; Mammalia; Carnivora; Felidae. The record is from RefSeq and is a predicted model, not a curated record. Gene Ontology annotation, molecular function: D-glucose:sodium symporter activity.
AUGGAGAGCAGCUCCGGCAGUCCUCAGCCCACGGAGUCCGAUCCCCUGGAGGCUUUUCCCCAGAGGAGCCUGGAGCCAGGUGACAUCGCGGUGUUGGUUCUGUACUUCCUCUUCGUCCUGGCUGUUGGACUUUGGUCCACAGUGAAGACCAAAAGAGACACAGUGAAAGGCUACUUCCUAGCUGGAGGGGACAUGGUGUGGUGGCCAGUGGGUGCGUCCUUGUUUGCCAGCAAUGUUGGAAGUGGGCAUUUUGUAGGCCUGGCAGGGUCGGGUGCUGCUGCGGGCCUUUCCGUAACUGCUUAUGAGUUGAAUGGCUUGUUCUCCGUGCUGAUGUUGGCCUGGAUCUUCCUGCCCAUCUACAUCGCUGGUCAGGUCACCACGAUGCCAGAAUACCUGAGGAAACGCUUUGGUGGCAACAGGAUCCCCAUCAUCUUGGCUGUGCUCUACCUGUUUAUCUACAUCUUCACCAAGAUCUCGGUGGACAUGUAUGCGGGUGCCAUCUUUAUUCAGCAGUCUCUGCACCUGGAUCUCUACCUGGCCAUAGUUGGGCUGUUGGCCAUCACAGCUCUGUACACCGUUGCAGGUGGCCUGGCUGCUGUGAUCUACACGGAUGCCCUGCAGACUCUGAUCAUGCUUAUAGGAGCACUCAUCCUGAUGGGCUACAGUUUUGCUGCAGUCGGAGGGAUGGAAGGCCUAAAGGAGAAGUACUUCUUGGCCCUGGCUAGCAACCGGAGUGAGAACAGCAGCUGCGGACUGCCCCGAGAUGACGCCUUCCAUAUUUUCAGAGACCCACUGACAUCCGAUCUCCCGUGGCCCGGGAUCCUAUUUGGAAUGUCCAUCCCGUCCCUCUGGUACUGGUGCACGGAUCAGGUGAUUGUUCAGCGGUCUCUGGCUGCCAAGAACCUGUCCCAUGCCAAAGGAGGCUCUCUGAUGGCUGCCUACCUGAAGGUGCUUCCUCUCUUCAUGAUGGUAUUCCCUGGAAUGGUCAGUCGUGUCCUCUUCCCAGAUCAAGUGGCUUGUGCGGACCCAGACACCUGCCUGAAGGUCUGCAGCAAUCCCUCUGGCUGCUCAGACAUCGCAUACCCCAAACUUGUGCUGGAGCUCCUGCCCACAGGGCUCCGUGGGCUCAUGAUGGCCGUGAUGGUGGCGGCGCUCAUGUCCUCCCUCACCUCCAUCUUUAACAGUGCCAGCACCAUCUUCACCAUGGACCUCUGGAAUUGCAUCCGGCCCCGGGCGUCCGAGAGGGAGCUCAUGAUUGUCGGCAGGGUGUUUGUGUUGUUGUUGGUGCUGAUCUCCAUCCUCUGGAUCCCCGUGGUUCAGGCCAGCCAGGGGGGCCAGCUCUUCAUUUACAUCCAGUCCAUCAGCUCCUACCUGCAGCCGCCAGUGGCUGUGGUCUUCAUCAUGGGAUGUUUCUGGAAGCGGACCAAUGAAAAGGGUGCUUUCUCAGGUCUGAUCUUGGGCCUUCUCCUAGGCUUGAUUCGGCUGGCCUUGGACUUCGUUUACACGCAGCCUCGGUGUGACCAGCCAGAUGACCGCCCGGCCGUGGUGAAGCACGUCCACUACCUCUACUUCUCCAUGAUUCUGUCCGCGGUUACUCUGAUCACGGUGUCCAUUGUGAGCUGGUUCACGGAGCCACCCUCCAAGGAAAUGGUAAGCCGCCUGACCUGGUUUACUCGUCAUGACCCCAUGGUCCAGAAGGAGCAGCCACUCCCCCCAGCAACUCCCCUGCCUCUUCCCGUCUCUCAGAAUGGGACCCCCGAGACCAGCAUCACCACCAUCCAGUUGGAGAUGAUUCAAGAAAACAUAUCCAAACCCCACAGCUGUGACACGACCCCAGAGCAGUCCAGAGUGGUACGGGCCAUCCUGUGGCUCUGUGGGAUGGAGAGCCGGGGCAAGGAGGAGCCCCCCAGCAAAGUGGAACCCGUCAUCGUCUCCUUGGAAGAAAACCCCCCCGUGAAAACCCUUCUGGACAUCAACCUCAUCGUGUGUAUUAGCUGUGCCAUCUUUGUCUGGGGCUACUUUGCUUAA